CAAUCGCUCUUACCAGCGGUUUAAUAUUAGGCGAUGACCUAAACAUCUAAGGUAUUUUCAAUGCGACACGAUCGAAGGCUACGUAUGUAUGUAUGUACGUGGAACGACGUUCGAAGCUUUCGUGCAACGAAAUUUUACGAGCUUCGGUGUCAUGAUUGCGGUAUUGAGGGAACACUGUGCACUGAAGUGGCGAAGAAGUACGGUUUCCACGACAUAAUAUACACGGACGUGAUCCAGCACGAAAUGACCAAGCGUACGGAAAAGGCGUUGACGUUGGCGCGUUUAGUGUCGAGGGGUCAACUGGUGCCGUCGAACGUGCUGGUGGAAUUGAUAGCGAUUGAGAUGCUCGAACAUUUGAACAAGAAAGGGUUCAUCGUGAGCGGAUUUCCCCGGGAGAAAUGCCAGGGGAAGUUAUUCGACAAAGAGGUGCGACCGCCUGAUCUCGUCCUGAUGCUGAACGUUCGAAACUCCGUGAUGAGCGACCGGAUGAUGGCGAGAAGCGUGAAAGCGACCGAGAGAUUUUCGACGAACUUUGAGAACAUUAAAGCUCAGAUCAAGGACUUUCACAAACGAAACAAGCCGUUAGUGAAAUAUUAUGGCACGUUGGUGGUGGUGAUUGACGCCGAGCCUGAAACGAUGAUCGUAUUCGAAAGGGCCUGCCAAGUAAUCGACAAUGUUCUAGUGAAUUUCCCAGGUUUCGAAACGACUGCUACUGAACAGUAG
Messenger RNA from Frieseomelitta varia, 723 nucleotides. Its product is annotated as adenylate kinase isoenzyme 1-like. The transcript is spliced from 2 exons. Bases 61 to 723 code for a protein of 220 amino acids. Gene Ontology annotation, cellular component: cytoplasm; cytosol. Gene Ontology annotation, biological process: nucleoside triphosphate biosynthetic process. Lineage: Eukaryota; Metazoa; Arthropoda; Insecta; Hymenoptera; Apidae. Gene Ontology annotation, molecular function: AMP kinase activity; ATP binding. The record is from RefSeq and is a predicted model, not a curated record.